GCUAUCCCUGCUUCUCCCUCUUUGUCCGGUAGCGGCAGAAAGGCCGUCAUAAUUAUGACAGAAAUUUGCGUUUUUGAAUGAAUUAUAGUUGAAUGGUGGAUCAACAAGCACACGCCGUGUGAGGACUGGUUUGCUGGCAAUGACACACCAGCGAGUUUCAAUUUAAAGGACAGCAGAGCAAGCAUCGGAGAAAGGUCAUAUUAGCUAAUGGCUUCCGAAUCGGGGAGACUACUGGCGGGACAAGGAAAACGAAAAGCUUCACAGAUGAAGAGCCCGGAGAAGAAGAAGGCCAGGAAAUCCUCCACGCAGGCGGCGGGGUUCUCCCACCUCACUGAGUUUGCGCCUCCACCUACGCCCAUGGUGGACCACCUGGUCGCCUCCAACCCAUUUGACGAUGACUUUGGACCUCCGUCCAGACCCAGUGGGGCAGGUGGACCAGGUGGGGCUCCGUUUCUCCCCAAUCCAGGUGCCGGUGGAGGAGGUGGGUAUGGAGGUGGAGGCAGAAUGGGUCCAGGCAUGAACUUCAUGGGAGGCCCUAGUGGACCGGCAACUGCUCAGCCUGGACGUAGACCACCCUUCGGGCCUCCAACCAACGCUGGACCGCACCACCAGUUAGGCUUUGGAGGAAUGCCAGGCUUUGGAGGUGGAGGAGGUGGUGGAGGAGGAGGAGGUGGUGGAUUUCCUCCUGGUGGCCCGUCUCAGUUCAAUAUGCAACCAAACUUCAGUCCACCUAUGCAUCCUGGGCCAGGAUUUAAUUCCAUGUUGUCUCCAGGGGGAAUGGGGGGUCCUGGCGGAGGUGGGCCACCCCAUCCUCGUUUUGGCAUGCCCCCACAGCAGCAGCAUGGACAGGGAGGGCACCCGUUCAACAGCCCACCGUUGCCUGGAGGUGGAGGUCCUCGCGGGCCCUUGCCUCCUAUGGGAGGAGGUAUGGGUCCUGGAAUGAACAUGAUGGGUGGCAUGGGUGGUGGCCCUGGUGGCAACAUGGUAGGAGGAGGGUUGCCCGGUAUGCCCCCUCAAGGACAGUUUCCUCCCUCACAGGAUGGCCCCUAUCCAGGCCCCAGUCCGCCAGGGCCUGGCAGCGAGGAUGGAAAGCCCUUUGGUGGCGGAGGGGGCCCACCUGGGCCUCCACAGCAGCAGCAACAGCUUAACAUGAAUCCCAACGGACCCCCCAAUAACAACACUACACCCGGCCCUCCUUCUAACUCUGGGCCUUCACAAGCAGGGGGAGGCUUUCCUGGCCACCCUGAUGUCCCACAACCCAGUGCCAACACACCUGGUCAGCCUCCGUCAGCUCCACCACAGCCCAACCCCAACUCUUCUCCCAGCGGCCCCCUAAAUGGAUCAGGUCAAUCCCAGCAUCCCCAGUCCGGUCAGCUACAGCCCCCCAACAAUACAAAUACCCCAAACUCCAACAACUCCAAUCUGCAGCAGCAGCAGCAGCAAUCAACUCCACCAAACUCUACAGGGUCCUCCUCUUACAACCAGCAGAACAACACUCCUGGUUCUGGCGGUCCCCUGUCCAAUGCUGCCUCCAACUCAAAUCAGAAUAACAUAACAAACAACAACGGAGGCAACACUCCUGGCAGCAACCCCAACCCCCCUUCAAACUCCACCUCAACUCCUAACACCCAAUCUCCCUUGCCUCCUGGACCCAACGCCCCCACAACCGGGCCCAGUUCAGGUCCUGGAAAACUUGGUGGGCCCGGUAUGGUUUUCCCUUGUGGGCUGUGUAUGGCGGAAGUACAUGACGACCAGGACGCCAUCCUUUGCGAGGCUUCCUGCCAGCGCUGGUUCCACCGUGACUGCACAGGCCUCACAGAACCGGCAUAUGGGCUGCUGACCACAGAGAGCGCCGCCGUUUGGGCUUGUGACUUCUGCAUCAAGACCAAGGACAUACAGGCCGUGUUUGUUCGCCAGGGUUUAGGCCAGCUGGUAGCGGCUAAUGAGAGCUGAGCAGCAUUGAUCGGACAAACGGACUCGGGUCGAACUGAAUGACCUGCGUGCCACGUCAGCUUCGUCUUGGCCAGGCCUUUACUCGUUCACUACACAAAAGCGACACACUCAUCAACUUUCAUGCUUAUACAUAGCACUCUGAGUGACUCUAGGCAAAUAAGUUUUCCUUACCCCUCAAUUGGAGUUUAAAAUCAUGAUGAAUGUUACCCACACGCUCCUUGAGAAAUCCGUCUGCCAAUCAGCAAAGCACUGACACCAACACACUACCUCAAACAGCUUGAGACUGACUGGCACAGAAACUCCCGCACUGACUGACUGAAUCGUGUGUGUGUGUGUGUGGUGUUAUUUCCAGCUCACACACUCGGAAAGUCAAAUGAGGCGGGGAAUGUGAUGUUUAAAUACUCACUUUGUACUGCUAUGAGUUGAGAAGAUUAUUGAUUUUAAUUAGGAGAAACCCUGGAACAGCUGCCAGAAGAAAUCAGAUUUCUUACUCAGUUUGGAAAAGACUGAAAUUUGGUUUAUGUAUUUUUUGGGUCUGGUUAAGGGAGAAAAAUGAAAUUAAGAAUACAGAGAAAUGUUUAUAUUUCCUUCCUCUGUCCAUCAUUGUAUCCUUGCCUUCCUUCCUUCUCUUUCCUUUCUUCCAUCCUACUUUAUGUCCCUCCUUCAAGCCUUUUUUUUUUCUUGUCACUUCCUACUUCUGUUGCUCUUUGUCUUUCCUUCCCAGUUUUUUUCCUGUGUCCUUCCUUCCUCUCCUUUCAUAUUUACUUCUGCCCUUCCUUGUGUCUUUUAUACUUCCAUCCUUGUGUGACUUGACCCGUUCCAUCCUACAUUGUGUUCUUCUCUAUAAGCUUCCUUCUUUUGUCCCGUCUUUUCUUGUAUCCUUCCUGCUUUCUUUCCUUUCUAUUAGUCUGGUUUUUGCAGGUUCCUUAUGUUCCUGAUGCCUGAAAAAAUAUCUGCCAUAAAUUAAAAGUGAAUUUUACUGUUUAUAUCUUAAAAUGGGCUAAAACGACUGGGAGCUUUAGGAAAUAAAUUACCUAAAGAUUUGUAGGAACCCUGUAUAACGUUCUCAUGAAUUCACAGCUUAACUUUCUACUGAAAUGCUUCAGUUCACCACUGCCCUUUCACAUUGUUGGCCUUUUACUGCAAGCAAGGGUAAAAACUGAAAUCAAUAUAUCAGCAGUAUAAACAUGUCAGUAUUAAGUGUAUUGUGGAACCUAAAUCUUACAUUCACUCGCUUCAGCCCUACUUGUUGCAUCAUUCUGUACCCAGAGCUGGUUAAUCCAAAGGAGUACGCGGUCUGGAUCUAAUCCACGUUUCACAAAGGAUCUCACCACCAAAAAGAAGAAAGAAAACAUGAAAAAAUACAAACUUGUAAAUAUAUGGACAAAAUAUUUGUCUAGAGUUCCCAUCACUUGUGAACAAGUCGCAGAGUCAAACCAGUGAACAAAAAAGAUGAGUUGAAUUUACGUGUCUUUGGUUGUAUACAUGGUGUUUUGGUUUUUAUACAGUUUUUUUUAAUCUGCAGUACUCAUGAAAUUGUGGAUCCAGUGCUUUUGGAUGGUGUUGGCAUAGCAAGUAGUGACAUCAUGUCUCUUAUCACGAUGUGCAUAGUCCUUAAAAGCCAAUGAAGGGAGAUGCAUGCGAUCCAAUGCUGUAAGUGUCGAUUAUUUUCAGGAUUCUGCACUGCACCUCGAAGUAGACCAAAUAACUAAAGAGGAAAGAAAAAUACCCGUUUUUACAUUUCUUUCGCGGUAUGAGGUGUUUAUAUCUUCUUUCUUGUCAUUUUUCUUUAUCACAUGUCCAAGUUGCCUUUCUUUUCAUGCUCACAGUCGUUUGUUUUUGUUCUGUUCUGCUAUUUGUGCUGUGCUCUUGCUCUGCUCUGGUGCCUCCUGGUGGAACCAGCGAGUACUACAUGCGGUGGGGGAAGGAGAGGUACUAAACUGAAGUAAAAACAGUUUUUUGUUAUCUUG
Girardinichthys multiradiatus is the source of this 3923-nucleotide messenger RNA. RefSeq names its product pygopus homolog 2 (Drosophila) (gene pygo2). NCBI's taxonomy places the organism in Eukaryota, Metazoa, Chordata, Actinopteri, Cyprinodontiformes, Goodeidae. The transcript has 4 exons. Bases 208 to 1953 code for a protein of 581 amino acids. The record is from RefSeq and is a predicted model, not a curated record.